Populus euphratica (Euphrates poplar) is the source of this 2632-nucleotide messenger RNA. Its product is annotated as F-box/kelch-repeat protein At1g67480-like. The transcript is spliced from 5 exons. NCBI's taxonomy places the organism in Eukaryota, Viridiplantae, Streptophyta, Magnoliopsida, Malpighiales, Salicaceae. The record is from RefSeq and is a predicted model, not a curated record. Gene Ontology annotation, molecular function: protein binding. The coding region runs from base 1235 to 2392 and encodes 385 amino acids.
AAAUCAAUCUCGCUCUCGGUGAUACAGUAAUAAGAGCAAGUCGGCUCCGAGUCCUUUCUUAUUUAUGCCUGUAGUCAGUGUGAGUCCGCAUGGCGAUCUGAUCCUGACGUCGUGGCGCCCUAUCGGUUUUUAUCUUGAAAGCUGACAAUUCGGGCGUCUCUCUACAUAAAAAGCCUCAUUUUAUGCUUCUUUCUGAAGACCAAAUCUUUCUGUUCAACCAGCUCUCGUCUGCUCUCCACGAUAUACAAUUCCCUUUUCCUUCCUUCGCCGGGUAAAAAUUCUCCCCUCUUCCAGUCCAACACCUGUUUGUACACUUGCUGCACAUCUGGUUCAAAUUUUCUUGCCUUGGAUUAGCGAGCAUUUCCCUCUUUUGAUCCUGGAUUGUCCAUCCUUUCAUGUUUCCUUUAUCUUUUCCUAUCUAUCUUCUUUCUCCAUUCUCGUUGCAUGUGCUAUCUCACACUGGCUAGCUAGCUUCUCCCAUGCUGCUCUAAAUCAUCAAGCUAAGUGAUUUUGUUGAAAUCAGGGCUGCUUCUGAUUGCUGUUUCCCCUCCUGGUAUAGAUGUUUUACCUUGAACUGUUUUGUCAGCAAGUAAUUGGUGGGUUGGUUUGUUAAAUGUUAAAGAUGAAAUUUAUGCUUCUAGUAGAUACAUGGAUUCGGAUAAGGUCUUUGAAUUUAUGUUAAUUGUUUCUUUUUCAGCUCUCUACUUUUCCGAUUAUAGGUGAUGAAAUAUGAUGUUUGCAUUUAACUGCUGCACCGAAUUUGAGAGUAAACUUGCUCCACUUAAGUUCCCCCCCAAACUGUGGUGGCGUUUGCAUUAAUGAGCUUGCUUCCAGGUAAUUAAUGAUCAAAUUCAACAACAGUGGAAGUCACAGCAGACUCAGGCUUCCUAGGUUUUAUGGCCUUGACUGGGAUUUGUGCAAUUUGUGAGAGAAGAGACUAUUUUAGAUUUUAGAGGCAUACAAAAUACUCUACAUAAGAGAACUGAGAGAAACUACUACAAGAGAACUUUUGGUAUGGAAUCAAACUGGACAAAAUACAGGAAACCCUUGGCAUUUACCGAUCAAGUGAUUCGAUCUGCAACUUCUUUUAUGGCUUGGUCCCUUAAAAUCCCUAUAAGUGAUAGCCGUCAUGGAUUUCUUUGAUCAAGUAUUCAUUGUUUACAAGGUCCUGAAAGAUUCUACGGAGAUAUAAUGAAUUACAAGAAUCGUCUCCAUCUCGAUUCAUUUAUAGAAAAUGCCUGGUUUUGCGAGUAAGAAGGGAUUCUUAGACACAAGCAUGUCUUUCUUCACUUUGAUCACACAAGAUAAUCCUCCAGUGCAUUCAAAGAGCAACCCUGUAGUAGAUUCAAGGGUUGCUCAUGAUAUUGAUGGUCUCAUUGUACCUGGAUUGCCCGAUGAUGUGGCGAAGUAUUGCCUUGCACUUGUUCCUCGCCGCUACCUCCCAGCUAUAGGUGCUGUUUGCAAGAAAUGGAGGUCAUUUCUUAGAAGCCAAGAGUUCAUCACUGUGCGAAAAUUAGCUGGCUUGCUUGAGGAAUGGCUAUAUGUCUUAACUAUGGAUUCUGAAAGAAAAGAAAGCCACUGGGUGGUUUUGGACCGUUUGGGACACAAACGCCAGCUUCUUCCACCAAUGCCUGGUCCUACAAAGGCUGGGUUUGGGGUUGUUGUUCUAAACGGAAAGCUUCUUGUUAUGGCUGGUCAUUCAUUGAUUGAUGGGACCGGCACUGCAUCAGCAGAUGUUUAUGAAUAUGAUUGCUGCCUCAACAGUUGGACUAAAUUGUCAAGAAUGAAUGUUGCCCGGUAUGAUUUUGCCUGUGCAGAGGUUAACGGCAAGGUUUAUGCUGCUGGGGGAUAUGGAAUGGAUGGAGAUAGUCUCUCCAGUGUUGAGAUGUAUGAUCCUGACACUAACACAUGGACCAUGAUAGAGAGUCUUCGCCGCCCAAGAUGGGGUUGCUUUGCCUGUGGCUUUGAGGGCAAGCUUUAUGUCAUGGGAGGAAGGUCAACCUUCAGCAUAGGCAAUUCAAGGUCUGUGGACGUGUAUACUCCAGAAAGGCACAGCUGGUGUGAGAUUAAGAAUGGUUGUGUGAUGGUUACUGCCCAUGCUGUUCUGGGAAAGAAACUCUUCUGUAUGGAGUGGAAGAACCAGCGGAAACUAGCAAUAUUCAAUCCAGAGGAUAGUUCUUGGAAAACGGUAGCUGUUCCAUUGACAGGGAGCACAAGUAUUGGUUUCCGUUUUGGAAUCCUUGAUGGGAAACUUCUGUUGUUCUCUCUACGGGAAGAGCCAGGCUAUCGAACUCUGCUGUAUGAUCCUGAUGCUUCUCCAGGUUCCGAAUGGUGUACUUCUGAGAUAAAGCCUUCUGGAUGCUGCUUGUGCAGCGUUACCAUAAAGGCAUGAAAUGAUGCUCUUACACGGAUUGAUCUGUUCGUUUAUAGUCCUCUUGUAUAUGCCUCAUGUUUCUCCGUUUUAAUUACACAUGUAGGGUUGUAGAGCUGCUAGCCCUCCACAGUCCACACCCAGUUCAAAUCUUGACUGCCAAGGGCAACCAAGCAGCCUGUAGGCCCUGUACGCUUCAGUUCAGAAGUUAAAAGUAGAUAAUAAUAUUAAUAUCGAUGUUUUAUUCACUAUCUAUUAAAU